AUGGAGAAGUAUGGAAUUAGUGAGCAAGGAUGGAGAAAAGGGCCAUGGACACCUGUUGAAGAUAAGCUGCUUAUUGAAUAUGUUACCCAAUUUGGUGAAGGAAGAUGGAGUUCUGUCUCCAAAUGUACCGGUUUGAAUAGGAGUGGGAAAAGCUGCAGACUAAGAUGGGUGAAUUACUUGAGACCUGGUCUUAAAAAAGGCCAAUUAACACCACAAGAACAAGGAAUCAUCAUAGAACUUCAUUCCAUUUGGGGAAACAAAUGGUCAACAAUAGCAAGAUAUUUGCCUGGAAGAACAGAUAAUGAAAUCAAGAACUACUGGAGAACUCAUUUCAAGAAGAGACCAUCAUCAUCAAAGCCUUUUUCUGAAGUAAUUAAAAAAAGAAAUCAGUUUAAUAAGCAGAAAAAAGAAAAUAAUGUUGAUAUUGAAUCGAUAUCGCCUCAAUUAGUGGCGGAAAACGACAGCAAGCAAGAAGAGGUGGGGCCCGAUUGUACGGGGGCGGAUGUCGAAGAGAUUAAUGAUAAAAUGUUGCCUGUGUUUAAUCAAGAUUAUUAUCAUGGCUUAUCCUGGUCGGAGUUUAGUACUAUCCCGAUGGAUUGUUGCUUGUGGGAUGGAUUGUGGAACUUUGGUGAUAGUACUACUAAUUUCAACUGA
This is a messenger RNA of Erythranthe guttata (spotted monkey flower), 654 nucleotides long. RefSeq names its product transcription factor MYB48. Lineage: Eukaryota; Viridiplantae; Streptophyta; Magnoliopsida; Lamiales; Phrymaceae. The record is from RefSeq and is a predicted model, not a curated record.